Diachasma alloeum is the source of this 1194-nucleotide messenger RNA. RefSeq names its product odorant receptor 4 (gene Or21). Gene Ontology annotation, biological process: sensory perception of smell; detection of chemical stimulus involved in sensory perception of smell. Lineage: Eukaryota; Metazoa; Arthropoda; Insecta; Hymenoptera; Braconidae. Gene Ontology annotation, cellular component: plasma membrane. The record is from RefSeq and is a predicted model, not a curated record. Gene Ontology annotation, molecular function: olfactory receptor activity; odorant binding. The transcript has 7 exons. The coding region runs from base 1 to 1194 and encodes 397 amino acids.
AUGAAAGUGGAUUUUGCUUACAGUUGCGGUUGGAACCGAUUUUUACUCAAUUUGAGUGGAUUCUGGCCAAAACGUCGAUCGAGUUUUGUCGGAACCCACUGGCCGUUGAUAAACGCUAUUCUGGUUCUGGUUGUUAUAAUCAUACCCCGAUUUGCUGCCAUGUGUUUAUUCUGGAAUGAAGUUGACGCAUUCAUUCAAUUUUUCACUACUCAAUUGGUAUUUAUCAAUGUGUUUUUCAAGUUGAUAGUGCUGCAACUGGGAAAUGAAGUUCUAGUUGAUUUAUUAUCAAUGAUGGAAGCGAACUUAUCAGCGGACUUGACCAAGGAGCAGUAUGCGCCAGUACUGAAGCUCGCUAAAUUCGGGAGAACUAUUUCAAUAAUUGUGGGCCUCAGCGCCGUUGGCGUCGUGAUCACUGGCGUUGUCGCAAUGAAAUUGUAUCAUUUGGACAGCCUCUACAUAAAGAAUCCCGAUCCCCGAUUGUCGGUUGACUUUUUUUUUGUAGCUUACUUACCGUUCGAUGCGACACAUAUCAUCAGCUACACGACGGUAUUCGCCCUGCAACUCUAUGUAUCCGUCAUCUCUACUAUUAUUAAUCUCAACUUGGACAGUUUUGUGAUGAUGCUCAUACUCCAUAUUUGCGGAGAAAUGGAAGUUGUUGAAGUAUUAUUGUCACAUUUAGGAGAUGGUAUUGAGGAUCGACGAGGCGUUCAGCUAGAGCUGAAGAGGAUUGUGAGGAAACAUCAGAUGGUUUGUCAAUAUGUCAAGAACCUCGAAAAGUUAUUCAGCAUCCCGUGGUUCUUGGAGCUCACCAGUUGCACUCUGAUAUUUUGUUUUCAGGGGUACAACGUCCUGAAGCUAGUUCGUACCGACCAGUUCGGUGUCUUUCAAAUAGGAUUCAUCAUCUUUUCAACAUCCGGUAUACUCACGCAAUUUUUCCUCAACUGCUGGGCUGGCGAGUGUCUUCUGUCACGGAGUUCGAGAAUUGGGUAUUCGUUUUACCGCAGCAAAUGGUAUGAACUGCGCCCAUCGGAAACUCGCCCGUUACUGAUGAUAGGUUUCCAAAAAACACGACCGUUGACGCUAACUGCGUGGAAAUUCUCGAUCCUAUCCAUCAGGCUUUUCCUUCAGCUGAUAAAAACUUCGUUCAGUUAUUUGUCUGUAUUAUUAGUGAUGACUGAUUUUCAAGAUGAAUAA